AUGCCCGGUAGCAGCAGCAGAACCGCCACUACAGUAUGGUACUGUGACAACUGCACUUACGGACCGUUGAACUACACACUCGACGCUUACUGUCCCAGCUGUGGUCAUCCACGAUGCGUAUACUGCACAGUCACAACCAUCAAGAGCCGUGGAUAA
Molecule: messenger RNA, 156 nt
Organism: Podospora anserina S mat+
Lineage: Eukaryota; Fungi; Ascomycota; Sordariomycetes; Sordariales; Podosporaceae
Exons: 2
Coding region: 1-156 (51 amino acids)
Source: RefSeq, a predicted model, not a curated record